AGACGGAAGAGGAAAGGGAGGGCGGCGAGCCGGCCGCGGCGGGGUGUGGAGCGUGCGGCGUGUGUGCGGAGGGAGAGGUGGGAGGGCGGGAGGCGAAGCGAGGGAAGGAGGCGGAGGAAUGAGAGCGCGAGGCGUUUCUCGUCGGCUCCUUCGCUCGGGCGGAAAGAGCCGAGCGCAGCCCGAACGCUCUAUUAAAAUGGCGGCGGCGUCAGCGGUGGCCGCGGCGUCUGGUCGGUGAAGUGACUCUGCUGCUUCUCUCCCCACCCGCCCCCUCCCUCCCUCUCCCCUCCCCCCGUCCUUCCCCCCCUUCCCCGCCGCCGGCGCCUCCGCGCCCCUCCGGCCUGCGCACCUCCCCUCGCCCCCCUCCUCUCCCCCGCCCGCUCCGGGGACCGCCGGCCCCCUCCCCCAUACUCCUGCUCUCCGCCCCGUCCCCGCCGCCGCCCGCCCUCGUCGCCUCCCCGCCCCGCCGGCCGGCCGGCCCCCUCCUCCGCCUCUCUCCCCUCCCCCCCGCCGGUCGGGAUCAGUCACUGCGAUCCGAAGCGGGGGAGGGGGGGGGCGGCGGCCGAACGAUGUGCGAGAACUGCGCAGACCUGGUGGAGGUGUUAAAUGAAAUAUCAGAUAUAGAAGGUGGUGAUGGACUGCAGCUCAGAAAGGAACAUACUCUCAAAAUAUUUGCUUAUAUCAAUUCCUGGACACAGAGGCAAUGUCUAUGCUGCUUCAAGGAAUAUAAGCAUUUGGAGAUUUUUAACCAAGUAGUGUGUGCACUUAUUAACUUAGUGAUUGCCCAAGUUCAAGUACUCCGGGACCAGCUUUGUAAACAUUGUACUACUAUUAACAUAGAUUCCACGUGGCAAGAUGAGAGUAAUCAAGUGGAAGAACCACUGAGUAUAGAAAGAGAGUGUAAUGAAGGAAGUACAGAAAGACAAAAAUCAAUAGAAAAAAAAUCAAACUCUACAAGAAUUUGUAAUCUGACUGAGGAGGAAUCUUCAAAGAGUUGUGAUCCUUUUAGUUUAUGGAGUACAGAUGAGAAGGAAAAACUCUUACUAUGUGUGGCAAAAAUUUUUCAAAUUCAGUUUCCUUUAUAUACCGCGUACAAGCAUAAUACUCAUCCUACUAUAGAGGAUAUAUCAACCCAAGAAAGCAACAUAUUAGGGGCAUUCUGUGAUAUGAAUGAUGUAGAAGUACCAUUGCAUUUGCUUCGUUAUGUAUGUUUGUUUUGUGGGAAAAAUGGCCUUUCUCUCAUGAAGGAUUGCUUUGAAUAUGGAACUCCUGAAACUUUGCCAUUUCUUAUAGCACAUGCAUUUAUUACAGUUGUAUCUAAUAUUAGAAUAUGGCUACAUAUCCCUGCUGUCAUGCAGCACAUUAUCCCUUUUAGGACCUAUGUUAUUAGGUAUUUAUGCAAGCUCUCUGAUCAGGAGUUAAGACAGAGUGCGGCUCGCAACAUGGCUGACUUAAUGUGGAGCACAGUGAAAGAACCAUUGGAUACAACAUUAUGCUUUGAUAAAGAAAGUUUAGAUCUUGCAUUUAAGUACUUUAUGUCACCAACUCUGACUAUGAGGUUGGCUGGACUAAGUCAGAUAACGAAUCAGCUUCAUACCUUCAAUGAUGUAUGCAAUAAUGAAUCCUUGGUAUCAGACACAGAAACGUCCAUUGCAAAAGAACUUGCAGACUGGCUAAUAAGCAACAAUGUGGUAGAGCAUAUAUUUGGACCAAAUUUACAUAUUGAGAUUAUCAAACAGUGCCAAGUGAUUUUGAACUUCUUGGCAGCAGAAGGGAGACUGAGUACUCAGCAUAUUGAUUGCAUAUGGGCUGCAGCACAGUUGAAACAUUGUAGUCGGUAUAUACACGACUUAUUUCCUUCACUCAUCAAGAAUUUGGAUCCAGUGCCACUUAGACAUCUCCUUAAUCUGGUCUCAGCUCUUGAGCCAAGUGUUCAUACUGAACAGACCCUAUACUUGGCAUCGAUGUUAAUUAAAGCAUUAUGGAACAAUGCACUAGCAGCUAAGGCUCAGCUGUCUAAACAGAGUUCUUUUGCAUCAUUAUUAAAUACUAAUCUUCCCAUUGGAAAUAAGAAAGAGGAAGAAGAGCUCAGAAGAGCAGCCCCAUCACCUUGGUCACCUGCUGCUAGUCCUCAAAGCAGUGAUAACAGUGAUACACAUCAAAGUGGAGGCAGUGACAUUGAAAUGGAUGAGCAACUUAUUAAUAGAACGAAACAUGUCCAACAACGACUUUCUGACACAGAGGAAUCUAUGCAGGGAAGUUCUGAUGAAACUGCCAACAGUGGUGAAGAUGGAAGCAGUGGUCCUGGUAGCAGUAGUGGGCAUAGCGAUGGAUCUAGCAAUGAGGUGAAUUCUAGCCAUGCCAGCCAGUCCGCUGGGAGCCCUGGCAGUGAGGUACAGUCAGAAGACAUUGCAGAUAUUGAAGCCCUUAAAGAAGAAGAUGAAGAUGAUGAUCAUGGUCAUAAUCCUCCUAAAAGCAGUUGUGGUACAGAUCUUCGGAACAGAAAGUUAGAAAGCCAAGCAGGCAUUUGCUUAGGGGAUUCCCAAGGCCCAUCAGAAAGAAGUGGGACAAGCAAUGGAACAGGAAAGGACCUGGUUUUUAACACUGAUUCAAUGCCUUCAGUAGAUAAUCGAAUACGAAUGCUAGAUGCCUGUUCACACUCUGAAGAUCGAGAACAUGAUAUUUCAGGGGAAAUGAAUGCUGCUCAUAUAGCACAAGCAUCUCAGGAAUCUUGUAUUACACGCACUGGGGACUUUCUUGGGGAGACUAUUGGGAAUGAAUUAUUUAAUUGUCGGCAGUUUAUUGGUCCACAGCAUCACCACCACCACCACCACCAUCAUCAUCACCACCAUGAUGGGCAUAUGGUUGAUGAUAUGCUAAGUGCAGAUGAUGUCAGUUGCAGUAGCUCCCAGGUCAGUGCAAAAUCAGAAAAAAAUAUGGCUGAUUUUGAUGGUGAAGAAUCUGGGUGUGAAGAGGAACUAGUUCAGAUUAAUUCACAUGCAGAGCUAACAUCUCAUCUCCAACAACAUCUUCCCAAUUUAGCAUCUAUUUACCAUGAACAUCUUAGUCAAGGACCUGCAGUUCAUAAACAUCAGUUCAACAGUAAUGCUGUGACAGACAUUAAUUUGGAUAACGUUUGCAAGAAAGGAAACACUUUGUUGUGGGAUAUAGUUCAAGAUGAUGAUGCGGUUAAUCUUUCUGAAGGAUUAAUAAAUGAAGCAGAGAAGCUUCUCUGUUCCUUAGUAUGUUGGUUUACGGAUAGACAGAUUCGAAUGAGAUUCAUUGAAGGUUGCCUUGAAAAUUUAGGAAAUAACAGAUCAGUAGUAAUUUCACUUCGUCUUCUUCCAAAGUUGUUUGGUACUUUUCAGCAGUUUGGAAGCAGUUAUGAUACACAUUGGAUUACAAUGUGGGCAGAAAAAGAACUGAACAUGAUGAAGCUUUUCUUUGAUAAUUUGGUGUACUAUAUUCAAGCUGUAAGAGAAGGAAGACAAAAACAUGCACUGUACAGCCAUAGUGCCGAAGUUCAAGUUCGACUUCAGUUCUUGACUUGUGUGUUUUCAACUCUGGGAUCACCUGAUCAUUUCAGGUUAAGUUUAGAGCAAGUCGACAUUUUAUGGCAUUGUUUAGUAGAAGAUUCUGAGUGUUAUGAUGAUGCACUUCAUUGGUUUUUAAAUCAAGUUCGAAGUAAAGAUCAACAUGCCAUGGGAAUGGAAACCUACAAACAUCUUUUCCUGGAGAAGAUGCCCCAACUAAAACCUGAAACAAUUAGCAUGACUGGGUUAAACCUGUUUCAGCAUCUCUGUAACUUGGCUCGACUGGCUACCAGUGCCUAUGAUGGUGGUUCAAACUCUGAGCUUUGUGGUAUGGACCAAUUUUGGGGCAUUGCUCUAAGAGCACAGUCUGGUGAUGUCAGUCGAGCAGCUAUCCAGUAUAUUAACUCCUAUUAUAUUAAUGGUAAAACGGGUUUGGAGAAGGAGCAAGAAUUUAUUAGUAAGUGUAUGGAGAGUCUUAUGAUAGCUUCUAGCAGUCUUGAACAGGAAUCACACUCAAGUCUCACUGUUAUAGAAAGAGGACUCCUUAUGCUGAAGACACAUCUGGAAGCAUUUAGGAGAAGGUUUGCCUAUCAUCUCAGACAGUGGCAAAUUGAAGGCACUGGUAUUAGUAGUCAUUUGAAAGCACUGAGUGACAAACAGUCCCUGCCGCUAAGGGUCGUAUGCCAGCCAGCCGGACUUCCUGACAAGAUGACUAUUGAAAUGUAUCCUAGUGACCAGGUAGCAGAUCUUAGGGCUGAAGUAACUCAUUGGUAUGAAAAUUUACAGAAAGAACAAAUAAAUCAACAAGCUCAGCUUCAGGAGUUUGGUCAAAGCAGUCGAAAGGGAGAGUUUCCUGGAGGCCUUAUGGGACCUGUCAGGAUGAUUUCAUCUGGACAUGAGUUAACAACAGAUUAUGAUGAAAAAGCACUUCAUGAGCUUGGUUUUAAGGAUAUGCAGAUGGUAUUUGUAUCUUUGGGUGCACCAAGAAGAGAACGGAAAGGGGAAGGUGUUCAGCUGCCUGCAUCUUGCCUACCACCCCCUCAGAAGGACAACAUUCCUAUGCUUUUGCUUUUACAAGAACCUCAUUUAACUACUCUUUUUGAUUUAUUAGAGAUGCUUGCAUCAUUUAAACCACCCUCAGGAAAAGUGGCAGUGGAAGAUACUGAGAGCUUAAGAUGUGAAGAACUUCAUCUUCAUGCAGAAAAUCUCUCUAGGCGUGUAUGGGAGCUACUGAUGCUUCUUCCUACAUGUCCUAAUAUGUUGAUGGCAUUCCAGAAUAUCUCAGACGAACAGAGUAAUGAUGGACUUAAUUGGAAAGAACUUCUCAAAAUUAAGAGUGCUCACAAGCUAUUAUAUGCCCUGGAAAUUAUUGAAGCACUGGGAAAACCUAACAGGAGGAUAAGGAGAGAGUCAACGGGAAGUUACAGUGAUCUUUAUCCAGAUUCAGAUGAUUCAAGUGAAGAUCAAGUGGAAAAUAGUAAAAAUUCCUGGAGUUGCAAGUUUGUUGCUGCUGGAGGGCUUCAACAGUUAUUAGAAAUUUUUAAUUCUGGAAUUCUGGAGCCUAAAGAGCAGGAAUCCUGGACUGUGUGGCAGCUAGAUUGUCUUGCUUGCUUGCUGAAGUUAAUAUGCCAGUUUGCAAUAGAUCCAUCUGAUUUGGAUUUAGCUUAUCACGAUGUCUUUGCCUGGUCUGGUAUAGCAGAAAGCCAUAGGAAAAGAACUUGGCCUGGUAAAUCAAGAAAGGCUGCUGGUGAUCAUGCCAAGGGUCUUCAUAUACCAAGAUUAACAGAGGUAUUUCUUGUUCUUGUCCAAGGAACCAGUUUGAUUCAGCGACUUAUGUCUGUUACUUAUACGUAUGAUAAUCUGGCUCCUAGAGUUUUGAAAGCUCAGUCUGAUCACAGGUCUAGGCAUGAAGUUUCACAUUAUUCAAUGUGGCUCUUGGUGAGUUGGGCACAUUGCUGUUCAUUAGUGAAAUCUAGCCUUGCUGAUAGUGACCAUUUACAAGAUUGGUUAAAGAAAUUGACUCUCCUUAUUCCUGAGACUGCUGUCCGUCAUGAGUCUUGCAAUGGUCUUUAUAAGUUAUCUCUGUCAGGGCUGGAUGGAGGAGACUCAAUCAAUCGGUCCUUUCUGCUAUUGGCUGCUUCAACAUUGUUGAAAUUUCUUCCCGAUGCUCAAGCGCUCAAACCUAUCAGGAUAGAUGAUUAUGAAGAAGAACCAAUGUUAAAACCUGGAUGUAAAGAGUAUUUUUGGUUGUUGUGCAAAUUAGUUGACAAUAUACAUAUAAAGGAUGCUAGUCAGACCACACUCCUCGACUUAGAUGCUUUGGCACGACAUUUGGCUGACUGUAUCCGAAGCAGGGAAAUCCUUGAUCAUCAAGAUGGUAAUAUAGAAGAUGAUGGGCUUACAGGACUCUUAAGGCUUGCAACAAGUGUUAUUAAACACAAACCACCCUUUAAAUUUUCAAGAGAAGGACAGGAAUUUUUAAGAGAUAUCUUCAAUCUCCUGUUCUUGUUGCCUAGUCUAAAAGACAGACAACAGCCAAAGUGCAAAUCACAUUCUUCCAGAGCUGCUGCUUAUGAUUUGUUAGUAGAGAUGGUGAAGGGAUCUGUUGAAAACUACAGGCUAAUACACAACUGGGUUAUGGCACAACACAUGCAGUCAGCCCAUGCACCUUAUAAAUGGGACUACUGGCCUCACGAAGAUGUUCGUGCUGAGUGUAGAUUUGUUGGCCUGACUAACCUUGGAGCUACUUGUUACUUGGCUUCUACUAUUCAGCAACUUUAUAUGAUACCUGAGGCCAGACAGGCUGUCUUCACUGCAAAGUAUUCAGAAGAUAUGAAGCAUAAGACCACUCUUCUGGAGCUUCAAAAAAUGUUUACAUAUUUAAUGGAGAGUGAAUGCAAAGCAUAUAAUCCUAGACCCUUUUGUAAAACAUACACCAUGGACAAGCAGCCUCUGAAUACUGGGGAGCAGAAGGAUAUGACAGAAUUUUUUACUGAUCUGAUUACUAAAAUUGAGGAAAUGUCUCCAGAACUGAAAAAUACCGUCAAAAGUUUGUUUGGAGGUGUAAUUACAAACAAUGUUGUGUCCUUGGAUUGUGAACACGUUAGUCAGACUGCUGAAGAAUUUUAUACUGUGAGGUGCCAAGUGGCUGAUAUGAAGAACAUUUAUGAAUCUCUUGAUGAAGUUACUAUUAAAGACACUUUAGAAGGUGACAACAUGUAUACUUGUUCUCAUUGUGGGAAGAAAGUACGAGCUGAAAAAAGGGCAUGUUUUAAGAAAUUGCCUCGCAUUCUGAGUUUUAAUACUAUGAGAUAUACAUUUAAUAUGGUAACAAUGAUGAAAGAGAAAGUGAACACACACUUUUCCUUCCCAUUACGUUUGGAUAUGACGCCCUAUACAGAAGAUUUUCUAAUGGGGAAGAGUGAUAGGAAAGAAGGUUUUAAGGAAGUCAGUGAUCAUUCAAAAGAUACAGAGAGCUAUGAGUAUGACUUAAUAGGAGUAACUGUUCAUACAGGAACAGCAGAUGGUGGGCACUAUUAUAGCUUCAUCAGAGAUAUAGUCAAUCCACAUGCUUAUAAAAACAAUAAAUGGUAUCUUUUUAAUGAUGCUGAGGUAAAACCUUUUGAUUCUGCUCAACUGGCCUCUGAAUGUUUUGGCGGGGAGAUGACGACCAAGACCUAUGAUUCUGUUACAGAUAAAUUUAUGGAUUUCUCCUUUGAAAAGACACAUAGUGCUUAUAUGCUGUUUUACAAACGCAUGGAACCAGAGGAAGAAAAUGGCAAAGAAUUCAAAUUUGAUGUUUCAUCAGAGUUACUAGAGUGGAUUUGGCAUGAUAACAUGCAGUUUCUUCAAGACAAAAACAUUUUCGAACAUACAUAUUUUGGGUUUAUGUGGCAGUUAUGUAGUUGUAUUCCCAGUACAUUACCAGAUCCUAAAGCUGUUUCCCUAAUGACAGCAAAGUUAAGCACUUCCUUUGUCCUAGAGACGUUUAUACAUUCAAAAGAAAAGCCCACAAUGCUUCAGUGGAUUGAACUCCUGACCAAACAAUUUAAUAAUAGUCAAGCAGCUUGUGAGUGGUUUUUGGACCGUAUGGCUGAUGAUGACUGGUGGCCAAUGCAGAUACUAAUUAAGUGCCCUAAUCAAAUUGUGAGACAGAUGUUUCAGCGUUUGUGUAUCCAUGUGAUUCAGAGACUUAGGCCUGUGCAUGCUCAUCUUUAUCUACAACCAGGAAUGGAAGAUGGGUCAGAUGAUAUGGAUGCCUCAGUGGAAGAUAUUGGUGGUCGUUCGUGUGUCACUAGAUUUGUGAGAACUCUGUUAUUAAUUAUGGAACAUGGUGUAAAACCUCACAGUAAACAUCUUACAGAAUACUUUGCCUUCCUUUAUGAAUUUGCCAAAAUGGGUGAAGAAGAGAGCCAGUUUUUGCUUUCACUGCAAGCCAUAUCUACAAUGGUACAUUUUUACAUGGGAACCAAAGGGCCUGAAAAUCCUCAAGUUGAAGUAUUAUCAGAGGAAGAAGGGGAAGAAGAGGAGGAGGAAGAAGAUAUUCUCUCGCUGGCAGAAGAAAAGUACAGGCCGGCUGCCCUGGAAAAAAUGAUAGCUUUAGUUGCUCUGUUGGUUGAACAAUCUCGCUCAGAAAGGCAUUUGACAUUAUCACAGACUGACAUGGCAGCAUUAACAGGAGGAAAGGGAUUCCCCUUCUUGUUUCAACAUAUUCGUGAUGGCAUCAAUAUAAGACAAACUUGUAAUCUGAUUUUCAGCCUCUGUCGAUACAAUAAUCGACUUGCAGAACAUAUUGUGUCUAUGCUUUUCACAUCAAUAGCAAAGUUGACUCCUGAGGCAGCCAAUCCUUUCUUCAAGUUGUUGACUAUGCUAAUGGAGUUUGCUGGUGGACCUCCAGGAAUGCCUCCCUUUGCAUCUUACAUUCUGCAGAGGAUAUGGGAGGUAAUUGAAUACAAUCCUUCUCAGUGUCUGGAUUGGUUGGCAGUACAGACACCCCGAAAUAAACUGGCACACAGCUGGGUCCUGCAGAAUAUGGAAAACUGGGUCGAGCGGUUUCUUUUGGCUCACAAUUAUCCUAGAGUCAGGACUUCUGCAGCUUAUCUUCUGGUGUCCCUUAUACCAAGCAAUUCAUUCCGCCAGAUGUUCCGGUCAACAAGGUCUUUGCACAUCCCAACCCGUGACCUUCCACUCAGUCCAGACACAACAGUAGUCCUACAUCAGGUCUACAACGUGCUCCUUGGUUUGCUCUCAAGAGCCAAACUUUAUGUUGAUGCUGCUGUUCAUGGCACUACAAAGCUAGUGCCCUAUUUUAGCUUUAUGACUUACUGUUUAAUUUCCAAAACUGAGAAGCUGAUGUUUUCCACAUAUUUCAUGGAUUUGUGGAACCUUUUCCAGCCUAAACUUUCUGAGCCAGCAAUAGCUACAAAUCACAAUAAACAGGCUUUGCUUUCAUUUUGGUACAAUGUGUGUGCUGACUGUCCAGAGAAUAUCCGCCUUAUUGUUCAGAACCCAGUGGUAACCAAGAACAUUGCCUUCAAUUACAUCCUUGCUGACCAUGAUGAUCAGGAUGUGGUGCUUUUUAACCGUGGGAUGCUGCCAGCCUACUACGGCAUUCUGAGGCUCUGCUGUGAACAGUCUCCUGCAUUCACACGACAACUGGCUUCUCACCAGAACAUCCAAUGGGCCUUUAAGAAUCUUACACCACAUGCCAGCCAAUACCCUGGAGCAGUAGAAGAACUGUUUAACCUGAUGCAGCUGUUUAUAGCUCAGAGGCCAGAUAUGAGAGAAGAAGAAUUAGAAGAUAUUAAACAGUUUAAGAAAACAACCAUAAGUUGUUACUUACGUUGCUUAGAUGGCCGCUCCUGCUGGACUACUUUAAUAAGUGCCUUCAGAAUACUAUUAGAAUCUGAUGAAGACAGACUACUUGUUGUAUUUAAUCGAGGGUUGAUCCUGAUGACUGAGUCAUUCAACACUCUGCACAUGAUGUAUCAUGAAGCCACAGCUUGCCAUGUGACUGGAGAUUUAGUAGAACUUCUGUCAAUAUUCCUUUCAGUUUUGAAGUCUACACGCCCAUAUCUUCAGAGAAAAGAUGUGAAACAAGCAUUAAUCCAGUGGCAGGAGCGAAUUGAAUUUGCCCAUAAACUGUUAACUCUUCUUAAUUCCUAUAGUCCUCCAGAACUUAGAAAUGCCUGUAUAGAUGUCCUCAAGGAACUUGUGCUUUUGAGUCCCCAUGACUUUCUUCAUACUCUGGUUCCAUUUCUACAACACAACCAUUGUACUUAUCAUCAUAGUAAUAUACCAAUGUCUCUUGGACCUUAUUUCCCUUGUCGAGAAAAUAUCAAGCUAAUAGGAGGGAAAAGCAAUAUUCGGCCUCCGCGCCCUGAACUCAAUAUGUGCCUCUUGCCCACAAUGGUGGAAACCAGUAAGGGCAAAGAUGACGUUUAUGAUCGUAUGCUGCUAGACUACUUCUUUUCUUAUCAUCAAUUCAUCCAUCUAUUAUGCCGAGUUGCAAUCAACUGUGAAAAAUUUACUGAAACAUUAGUUAAGCUGAGUGUCCUAGUUGCCUAUGAAGGUUUGCCACUUCAUCUUGCACUGUUCCCCAAACUUUGGACUGAGCUAUGCCAGACUCAGUCUGCUAUGUCAAAAAAUUGCAUCAAGCUUUUGUGUGAAGAUCCCGUUUUUGCAGAAUAUAUAAAGUGUAUCCUGAUGGAUGAAAGAACUUUUCUAAACAACAACAUUGUGUACACAUUCAUGACACAUUUUCUUCUAAAGGUUCAAGGUCAAGUGUUUUCUGAAGCAAACUGUGCCAAUCUGAUCAGCACCCUAAUUACAAACUUGAUAAAUCAGUAUCAGAAUAUGCAGUCUGAUUUCACCAACCGUGUUGAAAUUUCCAAAGCAAGUGCUUCUUUAAAUGGGGAUCUGCGUGCACUUGCUUUGCUCCUGUCAGUCCACACUCCCAAGCAAUUAAACCCAGCUCUAAUUCCAACUCUGCAAGAGCUUUUAAGCAAAUGCAGGACUUGUCUGCAGCAGAGAAACUCACUCCAAGAGCAAGAAGCCAAAGAAAGAAAAACUAAAGAUGAUGAAGGGGCAACUCCUGUUAAAAGAAGGCGUGUUAGCAGUGAUGAGGAGCACACUGUAGACAGCUGUAUCAGCGACAUGAAAACAGAAACUAGGGAGGUCCUAACCCCAACUAGCACUUCAGACAAUGAGACAAGAGACUCUUCAAUUAUUGAUCCAGGAACCGAGCAAGAUCUUCCUUCCCCUGAAAAUAGUUCUGUUAAAGAAUAUCGAAUGGAAGUUCCAUCUUCGUUUUCAGAAGACAUGUCAAGUAUCAGGUCACAGCAUGCAGAAGAACAGUCCAACGAAGGUAGAUUUGAAGACUGUAAAGAGUUCAAGGACCUCCACUGUUCCAAGGAUUCUAACCUAGCUGAGGAAGAGUCUGAGUUCCCUUCUACUUCUAUCUCUGCAGUUCUCUCUGACUUAGCUGACUUGAGAAGCUGUGAUGGUCAAGCUUUGCCUUCCCAGGACCCUGAGGCUGCUCUAUCACUCAGUUGUGGCCAUUCCAGAGGACUCUUUAGUCACAUGCAGCAACACGACAUUUUAGAUACUCUGUGUAGGACCAUUGAAUCUACAAUCCAUGUGAUCACAAGGAUAUCUGGCAAAGGAAACCAAGCUGCUUCUUGACAUUAGAUGUAGCAUGUCUACUACUUUUAAGGUCCCUUCUCUCCAUCCCCCACCCCCAAAGCUGUUUGUAUAAGUUUUGCUUAUUUCUGUUUUUGUGCUUCAGUUUGUCCAGUGCUCUCUGCUUGAAUGGCAAGAUAGAUUUAUAGGCUUAAUUCUUGGUCAGGCAGAACUCCAGAUGAAAAAAUUUGCAUCUUCAGUAUACUUUCUAAAGGGCAAUCAGAUAACGGAUAUGUUUUAUGUAAUUAAGAGUUCACUGUAGUGGCUUUCAUUUAAUAUGGCUGUCUGGGAGGAACAGGGUUCCCUGGCCCUGUACAAUGUAAUUUAAACUUACAGCAUUUUUACUGUGUAUAAUAUGGUGUCCUCUGUGCCAGUUUUGUACCUUAUAAUAGAGGCAGGUCGCCUCCGAUCGCUGUGGUUCUUAUUAUCAAAAUUAAGUUUACUUGUAUACGGAACAACCACAAGAAAUUUGAUUCUGUAAAGAAUCCUCUUUAGCUGUGGCCUGGCAGUAUAUAAAUGGUGCUUUAUUUAACAGAAUACCUGUGGAGGAAAUAAAGCACACUUGAUGUAAAAAUAAUUGUUUUAUUUUUAUUGACAUGACUGAUUGAUUGCUAUUCUGUGCACUUAAUUAAACUGAUUGUGAUGACUUUUCA
Leopardus geoffroyi (Geoffroy's cat) is the source of this 11866-nucleotide messenger RNA. It is a transcript of the gene USP34, whose product is annotated as ubiquitin specific peptidase 34. Gene Ontology annotation, cellular component: cytosol; nucleus. Lineage: Eukaryota; Metazoa; Chordata; Mammalia; Carnivora; Felidae. The transcript is spliced from 80 exons. Gene Ontology annotation, molecular function: cysteine-type deubiquitinase activity; cysteine-type endopeptidase activity. The coding region runs from base 570 to 11216 and encodes 3548 amino acids. Gene Ontology annotation, biological process: protein deubiquitination. The record is from RefSeq and is a predicted model, not a curated record.